Molecule: messenger RNA, 3447 nt
Organism: Pocillopora verrucosa
Lineage: Eukaryota; Metazoa; Cnidaria; Anthozoa; Scleractinia; Pocilloporidae
Product: NACHT, LRR and PYD domains-containing protein 3-like
Cellular component (GO): cytoplasm
Molecular function (GO): protein binding
Source: RefSeq, a predicted model, not a curated record
AUGGAAAAGAUUUUAGAAUAUUUGGAGCCAAAAACUUUCCACAGAGUUCACUAUGUGGGCGUGGUUUUUUGGAUCCUGAUCAGUGUCCUCUUCUUCGCCAUAUUCGUCGACAUGGAAAACAGCGAGCCCAGGUUUGAUUUCCGCUGUGGCGGAGCGAAGAGUGAAAACGUCGACAUCGUCCGUGGAAAAUGUUACGAGAAAUAUAUGAAGCAGUACAACAAAUUCGGUUUUCCUGUCUAUGGCUUCGUAAUCAUCAAUUUGCUCCUUAUUGCACUUGUAUGUGCUAUUUACUCCCAAAUAGUGAAAUCGAAAGUCGAUCAUCUGUCGCGAGGCAUCCGUGUCGGUGAUCAAGAGAGACAGCUGCUCGACCAAGAGACUGCGUCAUCAACUGGAAAAAAGCUUUUUAUCGCUUACUGCUGUCAACUAUCGAUAAGAAUUGUUUUAGGAGUUAUUUUCAUCAUCCUACAAACUCGGUUGCUUUAUCCUUUAAAGUUUUCCUCUGAGUUUAACUGUGAUUUAAACGGUGGAACUACUCAGCCAAGGAAUUCAUCUGAAACCGCCCAAAACUCUACUUUACACGACUGUCACAAUCAACGGGCGGAUAAGAAAGCAUUCUGGAUGUACGCUGUCCUUGCGGUGAAUGGAAUUCUUGUUGCUGGCAUUCUGGUCGAAACCGUCUACCUUUUAUCACGGGCAUGCAUUGAAAGGAGUUUCAUGCAAGACUCAAAGUUUCUAAAAACCCAUCUCAGCCAACACCUAGAUGGAAGGAACGAAACUAUUCCACUCACUGAAAGACACACUGAACAACUCCAAGAAAAAAAGUUUCAAGAGUUCAUUCAACGCAAAAAGGAAAUAAUUAUUCAGGAGACUCAAGAACUUUUAGAACUACAAUCACCUUUUUCAGGUGGUCCAGGCGACGACACAACAGUUAAAAAUUUGACUCUCGAUCAGAUUUACACAAACCUUGUGGUUAUCAAGAACAGAGCAACGUAUGAAUUUACUGAAAACCGAGAGGAGUUACUCAAAGUUUAUCCAAGGUCACGCGACAAAAACUCACAAAUGAAAAGCCCGGAAGACCUUCUGAAUGUUGAAAACAAGAAAGUUUUAAUCGUCGGUCGACCCGGAAUCGGCAAGACAUUGUGUUGUAUCAAACUCCUCAGAGACUGGGCAUUGGAUAAAGUUUUCAAAGCGACAUCAGAUACCAAAAUCCAUUUUGAUGUUGCUUUCUUCGUAAAAUUCAGAAGAUUCAACUCGGCCGACGACCUCAGCCUCAAGGAACUGUUGAUUAAGUCCGAGUAUUUCCCUACACAUCACAUGGAUGACGAGGUCUGGAAUCACCUCCAAAAGAACCCUGAAGGUGUUCUCAUACUUUUUGACGGAUUCGACGAAUUCAAACACGGCGAAAACAUACCCGUGGCGGCCACUCAUCCCAGAAGCAUUGAAGAUAAAAAGCCGCUCCAAAUCCUUUAUCAGUGGCUUGUGACCGGGAAACUUCUUAAAGAGGCUUCAGUGUUAACCACAACGAGAUCUACGGCUUUGUCGGGCAUGAGACACCUUUCGUUCUCCAAAAGGUACGAGAUUCUAGGAUUCUCAUCGGAACAAGUUGAAGAAUAUGUCUACAAAUUCGCCGGAGAUGAAAAGGAAGCAGGUGAAACACUAUGGAAACACAUCAGCAGCAACAUGAAUUUGCUUUCGCUUUGUUAUGUCCCAGUAAACACCUUCAUUAUGUGUACAAGUCUAUUACAAAUACUGCAGUUCGACAGUACCGCUGGUGUUACCCUGCCUUCCAAAUUAACAACGAUUUACAAGGUCGCAGUGAAAGUGUUUUAUUUUAAACAUACAAAAGAAUACCGCGAUAAUUUUUUUAUUCGCGAACAUUUAGAAUCAGAUGAUUUGCCCUUGGCUGUGGAGAAGAAAUUCGAGAAACUAGGAAAAGUGGCGUUUAAAGGAAUCAACGAAGGAAAACUUAUCCUUGAAGGAAACGAAGUACGCGGAAUGGAAGACAGCGCGCUUUUUCACCGCUUACCCGACCGUCAAACUGACCCGCUUAAUCCUGAAUCACAAUACUGUUUCAUUCAUUUGACAAUGCAAGAGUUUUUCGCUGCGAGACACCUGGCAAACAAUAUGAGUGAAACAGAAUUAAGAAACUUUGUUUACGAGAACAUUAAGAACGGCAAAUGGCAGCUGGUUUUUCAGUUUCUGGCAGGACUCAUGGAGCAUAAAAAUCACCUACCAAGCGAAAUUAUCACUGAUCUUCUCCCAGUAAAAACUGAAGAAAAAGAAAGCAAAUACUACCGUGACAACAAAAAGUGGUGGCACGAGAAAAGGAAAGUGACCUGCUGGCCGACUGAAGACGAAAAAUAUUUAGCGGUGACGUUAAUUAAAUGUAUAAACGAAAAUAAUAGUAUGAAGAUAGAAGCACAGAGAAAACUUCAACAAAUAAACUUUAAUUGUGCAAAUUUUAUUGAUGGUCGCCUCACACCUGUUGAUUGCUCUUCGUUAGUAAAUGUAAUUAAUGUUCAACAGAAUUCAUAUUUAGAUUUGACUCGCAAUAACAUUGGUCCAUUAGGUUCUUUUGAAAUUUGCAAACUGUUAAAAUGUAGGAAAUCUCAGCUGAGCUGGUUAGACCUCAGAUACAAUCAGUUGACUGAUGAAGGAGUAAAGUAUUUAGCAGAAGCCAUCAACAACAACAAAAAUUGUCAGCAACGCACGUUAGAUCUUACAGGAAAUAAAAUAUCAGCCAUUGGAGGACAACACUUGGCUGAAGCCAUUGGCAACAACAACUGUCAGCUAAACACGUUAAACCUCUGGGGAAAUAACAUCUUAGACAUUGGAGCACAGCACUUGGCGGAAGCCAUCGACAACGACAACAAUUGUCAGCUACGCACGUUAAACCUCUCAGAAAAUAACAUCUCAGACAUUGGAGCACAGCACUUGGCUGAAGCCAUCAACAACAACAACUGUCAGCUACACACGUUAGACCUCUCAAGAAAUAACAUCUCAGCCAUUGGAACACAGCACUUGGCUGAAGCCAUCAACAACAAUAACCGUAAGCUACACACCUUAAACCUCUCAGAAAAUUACAUCUCAGACGAUGGAGCACAGCACUUGGCUAAAGCCAUCAACAGCAACAACUUUCAGCUACGCACGUUAAACCUCUCAAGAAAUAACAUCUCACACAUUGGAGCACAGCACUUGGCUGAAGUCAUCAAUAACAACAACUAUCAGCUACGCACGUUAAACCUCUCAGACAAUAACAUCUUAGACAUUGGAGCACAGCACUUGGCAGAAGCCAUAAACAACGACAACUGUCAGCUACGCGCGUUAAACCUCGCAAGAAAUAACAUCUCAAAAGCAGGUGAGCGACGCGCACGUCGUUUACUAAACAAGAGUCAGUCUAAAUGUUGGCUACUUCCCUUGCCCUGUGCAAUUCCAAUUAAAAACUGA